Molecule: messenger RNA, 1305 nt
Organism: Coffea eugenioides
Lineage: Eukaryota; Viridiplantae; Streptophyta; Magnoliopsida; Gentianales; Rubiaceae
Product: protein TIC 20-I, chloroplastic
Exons: 3
Coding region: 140-958 (272 amino acids)
Source: RefSeq, a predicted model, not a curated record
GAGUGAAAGAGGUUGGAUAAAGUCAUAAACCCUGUGUUUUUCAGCUCGCCAUCGGCUCCUUUUCACUCCACUCUCCCCACUCCCAACUCCCAUGAAUCCACGCUCUUUCUCCAUUUAGACCUUUACAAGGUAACUGAAUAUGAUUUUACAUGGAUGCCGUUUGAACUCUGGAGAUGCUUCUAUGCCUUACAUGGCAUGUAAUCUGAAGUCUUAUAGGUUAGCAUCUUCAGGCAUACCUUGUUUGUCUCCCAGCGUUGUAUUAGCGAGUGCUGGAAGUUCUUGGGCCCCGCAUCACAACCGUAUAUCCUGCUUGAAAGGAAUUCAGAUUCUCAGUCUUUCUUUUGCUUCAUCACCACUGUUAAAUGGUGAACUAGGUGGGCUAUCACAUGCUGUACCUAGGUUACCUAAGCGCCGCCAGUUUUUUCGACCUCCAAGGGCAGCAAAGGAUGAUGUUCCUUACAGCUAUAGAUACCCUGCCAUGACCAAGAAGCCCAGGUGGUGGUGGAGAACUUUGGCAUGCCUCCCUUAUCUGAUGCCUCUUCAUGAAACAUGGAUGUAUGCUGAGACAGCAUAUCAUCUACAUCCCUUCUUGGAGGAUUUUGAGUUUUUAACAUACCCUUUUUUGGGAGCCAUAGGGAGGUUGCCAAGUUGGUUUCUGAUGGCAUAUUUUUUCGUUGCAUAUCUAGGAGUUGUUAGGAGAAAAGAGUGGCCUCAUUUCUUCAGAUUCCAUGUGGUGAUGGGCAUGCUUCUUGAGAUAGCUCUGCAGGUUAUUGGCACUGUGAGCCGCUGGAUGCCUCUUUCUGUAUACUGGGGAAAGAUUGGAAUGCACUUUUGGACUGCUGUUGCAUUUGCUUACCUGUUUACUGUUUUAGAGUCCAUGAGGUGUGCCCUUGCUGGAAUGUAUGCUGACAUUCCAUUUGUAUGCGACGCGGCAUACAUUCAAAUUCCAUAUGACUAAAGAAAGGCCUUGAAGGAUGACUAUUAGUUUCCUUUUCUGAUGGAACAUUUAAGACAUCGGCGAUGUGGAUAUUGAUCUAUCAUGGAUUGAACCUGAAAGUUCUGAUGUUUAAUUUUCAUUUCUCUUUUACAAUUUUGGCUUUUGGAGAUAGCUUUGGACCUCAAUUUAACUAAAUUUUGUACCGUCCCUUAUUAUACAUGUAUGUCUUGGGAGAAUAUGUAAUGGGCAUGAACAAGCAAAAGUUUAGGAUGUCUUUCGGCUUUUGGAAAUCAGAUCACCCUAUCUUCAUUGUUGUUGUUUCAACUCAAAGUUCGCCGUAAAAUGGUGAAGUUAAUUAUUUUAGGGUA